Messenger RNA from Cyprinodon variegatus (sheepshead minnow), 880 nucleotides. It is a transcript of the gene aqp8a.1, whose product is annotated as aquaporin-8-like. Lineage: Eukaryota; Metazoa; Chordata; Actinopteri; Cyprinodontiformes; Cyprinodontidae. The record is from RefSeq and is a predicted model, not a curated record. Gene Ontology annotation, biological process: transmembrane transport. Gene Ontology annotation, molecular function: water channel activity. The transcript has 5 exons. Gene Ontology annotation, cellular component: plasma membrane. The coding region runs from base 1 to 789 and encodes 262 amino acids.
AUGUCUGGGCCAGAAGGUAAGGUGGCGGAGAGCCUCAGUGUGAUGGAGGCAGGAGAGCAGGCGGUGGAGGCUGGAGGUGGCACCAUGAAGAAGAGGAGAUGCAUGUAUGAGGUGCAUGUUCAGCCCUGCCUGGUGGAGAUGUUUGGGACCAGCCUGUUCGUGUUUGUGGGCUGCGCAGCUGUUAUUGGGAAUGUUGAAGCACCUGGUGCUAUCCAGCCUGCUGUGGCGCACGGGUUAAUACUGGGAGUACUGGUCAUGCUGUUUGGCCAAAUCAGUGGGGGACACUUUAACCCUGCAGUGUCUCUGAGCAUCUACCUGUGUGGAGGGAUGGAGCUGCUGCUGCUGCUGCCCUAUAUCCUGGCACAGAUGGCUGGAGCCAUGAUCGGUGCUACCAUCACUAAAGUGAUGUACCCCUCUGGCAUGUAUGUGGCAUCCCUUGGAGGAGCGUUCAACGCAACCACUGCAGAUGUUGGGAAAAGCACUCUAGCAGAAGUGAUGAUGACCCUGGUCCUCACCAUCGUGGUGUGCAUGGGAACCGUCAACAGAAAAAGCCGAACGCCGUGGGCACCGUUCUGCAUCGGCCUCACUGUCACGGCCUGUGUACUAGCUGGAGGAUCUGUUUCUGGAGCAUGUAUGAAUCCUGCUCGAGCUUUUGGUCCUGCAGUAGCUGCCAACCAAUGGAAUAAUCACUGGGUCUACUGGGUUGGACCGACCUGUGGUGCACUACUCACCGUCAGCUUCAUCAGGUUGUUGUUUGGUGACCAGAGAACUCGAGUUGUGCUGAAGUAAAGGUUUUACCUAAAGGACCAGAUCAAGAAGAACAAAGUUCUGACUGAUUCGAUGGCAACUCUAAACUAGUUGAAGGAUCAAAGUAGAGCAG